Molecule: messenger RNA, 663 nt
Organism: Ascoidea rubescens DSM 1968
Lineage: Eukaryota; Fungi; Ascomycota; Saccharomycetes; Ascoideales; Ascoideaceae
Exons: 1
Coding region: 1-663 (220 amino acids)
Source: RefSeq, a predicted model, not a curated record
AUGGACAGGAGGACAUUCCACAUAUUGAGUCAGAGAUUGGACUACUUGGAGUUGCUCUGCAACAGCAGACAGCUCACCAGUAACGAUACACAUCCAUCGGUUCUUGUUCAGCUCUCUCAGCUACACUCAAACCUAAAGGAGAUCGUAGCAUCAAACUACUCUCGCUACUCAGAUUUGUUUCAAAUCAUAUCCCAUCACAAUCUUUGGAGCGAAGUGCCCUCUCACCAGAUCGAUGCUAUUGCUGAGCUACCAUCAAAUUAUGACAACCCUCAUUUAAACUCUCAGAAUACCAACGACACCAAAGAUGUGGAGAUCAAGAAAAAACUCAUCUUAUCAAAUGAAGACGAUUUGAAAUGCAUAAUCAAAAACAUCAACGACUUAUCCUCGCUCAAUUCGAUGAAAUUGAUCAACAAAAAUUUCGCUGACCUUGAUCUACUAGACCAGAAAUACAAUCUUCUUCUUCUCAAGAAAUCGCUAAACGAUUCUUUUUUUCCUAACCGCUACCACCCUUUGUUUAUAAAAUCAAUUGCUAUAGCCGAAGGUUACAUAAAUCUCAUCAACAAACAAAACAAGUUCUUGGUCCAUAUCGAAGAAUCUUUACUAAAUCUUGACCUAUCGCUUCGAAAAAAGGAAAUCGCCAUAUUUAACAAAGAAUCUUACUGA